Molecule: messenger RNA, 642 nt
Organism: Bathycoccus prasinos
Lineage: Eukaryota; Viridiplantae; Chlorophyta; Mamiellophyceae; Mamiellales; Bathycoccaceae
Exons: 1
Coding region: 1-642 (213 amino acids)
Source: RefSeq, a predicted model, not a curated record
AUGCACAAGUACGAUCGAGCGAUUAAAACGUUAGACGCGAAGCAAAUGCAGUUACAUAAAGAAGGGAAAAACAAGACGAAAAUCAAACUGGAGGAAAAGCAUAGAUUGAUUUACGACACGAUCGCAAAGGAGUGCAGGAAAAGAGGACACAUGAACCUCUCGGACGUGAAGGCUGUGUACGCUUUUAAAAUGACGAGAGGGAAAUAUCGACCGAUGUUGAUGAAAUACCCGGAAGAAUGGAACGCGAAAGCGAUUGAACGGCAGACUAAAAAAGCGUUCGAGAUGUGUGCUCAAAUGAACGAUAGUUCAGAUUUUCGAAACGGGAAGAAAAUAUUGAACGUGCUUUCGUGCUUUUUGAAACAGCCCGGGAUGAAAGGGAUUGGCACAGCGACGGCUAGUUUGAUUUUGUCCGUAUACGACGUCAGGUUUCCUUUUUUAUCGGACGAGGCCUUAGCUGUGGUGAUUCCAUCUUACGGAAAAGAUCCGUACACACCGCUCAACUACGCAAACUUUGUCUCGCAAAUCCAAAAGAAACGCGCGAAAUUAUUAGGGGAGAAGAACAUUCACGAUAAAGACGCGAUAUCGCACAGCGAUAUCGAAAAAGCGUUGUGGACGGUAGCGAGCGUCAAUCUGGAAAAAUAG